CACUAACUUCAAAAUCAGCAUCACAACGUAACACCUCUAACAAUCGAUGUGUCUUACCAAGUCUUCAGAGGCAAGACAAUUUGAACGAUGCCCCCCUACAAAAAGCUAAUCAGAACAUAACCAGUGAUAAUAAUCUAGAUGUUCAUAACCUGGAGAUAGGGAUCCAAGGGUUGAAAUUAAGCAAUGGAAAGGAUAUCAAUCUGACCCCCGUGACAAGUCUCAGUGGUGCCAAAGAAGAGUCUGUUAAUAAGCUUAGUCGUUCAAACUCUAGCGGCAUGGCGAAAUGUACAUAUGCUCCAGCACCAAUGGCAUCUCGUGAACAAUGUUUCAUGGCUGGCGAUAAAGGCUUUUGCCAUCUUUGCAAUGUUGCGCUCACAUCAAGGCAACAUUACAUGCAGCAUACUGGAGGAAAAAGUCAUCAGAAGAAAGUAAUGGAAGCUGAAUGUAAAGCAGUUUUCAAUGACCCAAACAUCAACAAUCCUUCUCACCCACUACAAAAUAUCAAUUCAUAUCAAAAUGAUCUGAGAUCAUCAUCUCAUAGCAUGGGGCCCAACGGUGAGGAGUAUGUCUUGAAUCAGGCCGGUGGCCGAUGUUUUAUUUGUGGCGUUGACUUUACGUCACCGUCACAUGCCACGCAGCACCUGUCUGGCCAAAAACACAAGAAAAAAUCAGCAAGUCAAACACUUCAGGGAGCUCUGGGCUUAAAUCAGUCGUCGUCACUUGGUCAUUCUCAGUUUCCCGCAGUACUUCAGCAGUCGUCACCGUUCCCAAACCAGAAUAACUCACAGUUGGUCAUGACAGAUUCAUCAGCGGCCCUGCCCCCUUUCACGCCCCCACAGGGUCCCAAUGGGGAAGACUUUGUAAUGAGAGGCACUAGAGGACAUUGCUAUGUAUGUGACAUAGAACUAACAUCUCG
Lymnaea stagnalis (great pond snail) is the source of this 916-nucleotide messenger RNA. NCBI's taxonomy places the organism in Eukaryota, Metazoa, Mollusca, Gastropoda, Lymnaeidae. The record is from the annotation of a GenBank genome assembly.